CUUCCAAAAGGACAAAAGAAAAGCUGUAAGCAGCAAAGGAUGAGAUGAUGCGAUGAGUCCAACCAUUUUCUCAAAAUAAAAAUUUUCUCGCCACUUUCUCUCCAUCUUUAUGAUUCGAUUCUUUCUUAUAAACCCUUUGCCCCUCGUGAAUCCACAAACCCCCGUGAGAGAGAAAAUACAUUUUUUAAAAAGAGGAGAGAGAGAGAGAGAGAGAGAGAGAGAGAGAGAGGUUUUAUUGGAUUUUUGUGGAAACAGAACCGGCCCACUGCUCUCUGUUAAUCCUCUGGUUGGUCAGUGGAAGAGGCCAAGCUUGGGGUGCGCAGGAUAAGUAAAGAGAUAGAGAGAGACCGGGGUUUACUUUAAGUUUGAUUUCUUUUCUUCUCGAGCUAUGGCAGUGGCCUCUCAUCAGUUCUAACCUGCACGGGGGGGUGUAGAGCGGCCGUCUCGCUGUUUUGCAUCUGGGGUUUUCUUGGGUCAGUAUGGCUGCGCAUUUUAGCUGUGGGAGGGCGAGGAGGACUGCGACGGCGCUGCUCCUCUUCUGGGCUUUGAUCUCGCUAUCUUGCGCCGGGGCGCGUGAGCUGCCUGCUUCCCGGCAGAAGCUUGAGGUCCGGAAGCACCUGAAGCGGCUUAACAAACCCGCCGUGAAGAGCAUUACGAGUUCGGAUGGAGAUAUAAUCGACUGUGUUCACAUGAGUCAUCAGCCAGCUUUUGAUCAUCCUUUCCUCAAAAACCACACAAUUCAGAUGAGACCUAGCUUUCACCCAGAGGGGUUGUUUGAUGAAAACAAGUCAUCUGCAAAGCCCAAGGAGACAUCAAACCCUAUUACUCAGUUAUGGCACUUGAAUGGAAAAUGCCCUGAAGGAACCAUACCCAUAAGAAGAACAAAGAAGGAUGAUGUUCUGAGAGCAAGUUCAGUCAGAAGGUAUGGAAAGAAGAAACACACCAGCAUCCCAAAGCCAAGGUCUGCAGAGCCUGAACCCCUCACUCAGUCUGGUCAUCUGCAUGCAAUAGCUUACGUUGAAGGAGACAAGUAUUAUGGAGCAAAAGCGACCAUUAAUGUUUGGGAACCCAAAGUACAGCAGUCUAAUGAGUUUAGCUUGUCUCAGAUCUGGAUUUUAGGUGGAUCAUUUGGGCAGGAUCUCAAUAGCAUUGAAGCUGGUUGGCAGGUCAGCCCUGAUCUAUAUGGUGACAACAACACAAGACUCUUCACUUAUUGGACUAGUGACGCUUAUCAAGCCACAGGCUGCUACAACCUUCUCUGUUCUGGCUUUAUUCAAAUCAAUAAUGAAAUAGCAAUGGGUGCAAGCAUCUUCCCAGUUUCUGCAUAUCAUGGUUCCCAAUAUGAUAUCAAUAUCCUUGUCUGGAAGGAUCCAACUCUGGGAAAUUGGUGGAUGCAGUUUGGGAACAACUAUGUUUUGGGCUAUUGGCCCUCUUUCCUAUUCUCAUACUUGGCCGAUAGUGCUACCAUGAUAGAAUGGGGAGGAGAGGUGGUGAACUCGGCGCCAAAUGGUGAGCACACCUCAACUCAGAUGGGAAGUGGCCACUUCCCUGAAGAGGGAUUUGGAAAGUCAAGUUAUUUCAGGAAUGUUCAAACUGUCGAUAGCUCCAACAAUCUCAAGACCCCCAAGGGGUUCGGCACCUUCACUGAGCAAUCCAACUGUUACGAUGUCCAAACUGGCAAUAAUGAUAAUUGGGGUACUUAUUUUUACUAUGGAGGCCCAGGUCAAAACGCAAAUUGUCCAUGAAGUAGGAAGUCCAUUUCACCCUCUCUCUCUCUCUCUCUCUCUCUUCUCUGUAUCAUUCAAUAGUUGUAAUCUCUCUCCCUCUCUAUCUGUCUCGUGUAUACCCUUUUUUUACUCUCUAGGUUGGGCCAGUGACAUAUGACCUUUUCUUUAGUGGGUGGGAAGUUUUGACCCUGUUUUCACUUUAAAAUCGUCAAUAUAAGUGAUUGGGGAAGGGAGGCCAAGUUUCUCAAAGCAUGAAAGAAACAGGCCUCUACCAGUCUCUCUGUUUUAUUUGUUUUGCUCCUCUCUUGGAGUGGUCGCUAAUGAAUGAAGGAAUUUCUCAUGUGGGUUUAGACCAA
Messenger RNA from Malania oleifera, 2083 nucleotides. Its product is annotated as protein neprosin. The record is from RefSeq and is a predicted model, not a curated record. The transcript is spliced from 7 exons. The coding region runs from base 480 to 1745 and encodes 421 amino acids. NCBI's taxonomy places the organism in Eukaryota, Viridiplantae, Streptophyta, Magnoliopsida, Santalales, Ximeniaceae.